AUGAAUAGAGACGAGAGUAAACCAGCAAAGUCAUUCACCUUUGUGGUGGAUAGUAAGGUGAAGGAGACUGCUCCAUCAAGACCUUUGACAAAGUUUGAUUAUAAAGCUUUGGAUAAGACAUAUUCAAAGGUUGCUCGCUCAAGUGUGGAGAAGGACUCGCCAUCCAUCGUGCAUAUUGGAGACCAUGCAUUCAUCCAUUCAGCAAUAUUGGCAUAUAAUCAACAUAUGCAUCUUGUUAUCCGUCCAGACGAUAUCUGGUUGGCUUUGAUCACACAGUUCUCAUUCUAUGUCAAUGCCAACGCCGAGACCCUGCGCACCAAGUUCGUCGCACACGAUGGCAAGAAGGAGCUGGAGGUGAAGUCGGGUGGCACUCUACACACUGCACCCUAUGAACAUUUGGCCAUGAUGAUGACCGACCAGAUCGCAGCCAACAUCAAGGAUCCAUCAGUUCGCGAUUGGGUGUUGCCAUCGUUCACAACUACCUCCAACACUGACCGUGUUGUUGGCGCCUUUGCCCUGAUGGCCACGCUAAAGAAGUACUUUGACUACAAGUUCUCACUAUGCUGUGGCUUGCCCAAGGUCACCAUCAUGGGCACAGUCGAGGACUGGACACAAGUGAGACAGCGAGUGGAAAGGUUCGUCGAGUUUGACGGCAAGGAGCGCCACAUGAAGAAGUGGGUCGACAUGUUGUUGCCUGUACUAGACAACAUGAUCAAGUCGGCCAAUGGCAAGCCCGACACCAAGUGGUGGAACCAGAUUGCAAACUACGUUGGCGGUGGAUCAGGCCCAACCUGGGUCUCUGGCUGGAUUGGCGUGUUCAUGGUGUUCAACGACGAGGGCAAGUGGCAAGGUGAUAUGAAGAAAGUACAAUUUUGGAACCAGGAGAUUAAGUCAGAGUGGCCACUCGUAGACACAUCGGACAUACCAAAGGGCUAUGUAUCAUGUCCACUCAAGAUUGAUGACAAUGGCACCAUGUACGACACCGAGAUCUAUGCAGGACACUUGGUAUCAAAGUUGAUCAAUGACAACACAACCAUUGUGCCUCAAUUGGAUUGGUGUAUCUUGGUCAAGGAUCAACCUGCUACAGUGUAA
This is a messenger RNA of Acytostelium subglobosum LB1, 1092 nucleotides long. RefSeq lists its product as hypothetical. The transcript has a single exon. Lineage: Eukaryota; Evosea; Eumycetozoa; Acytosteliales; Acytosteliaceae. The record is from RefSeq and is a predicted model, not a curated record. Bases 1 to 1092 code for a protein of 363 amino acids.